AUGGCAAACACAUUAGUAUCAACAGAAAUUGUAAAUAACAUGAACGUUCAGGAAAAAGAAGAAAUAAAUGCAAAAAUUUUUCCAUUAGCUUCACCAGAAUUAACAAAUCAAAUUUUGGAUGUUGUUCAGAGGGCCACAGUAUAUAGACAGUUGAGGAAAGGAGCAAAUGAAACCGUUAAGAGUUUACACAAAGGUAUAUCUGAGUUAGUAGUUCUAGCCGCAGAUGCUAAGCCGUUGGAAAUCAUUUCACAUAUUCCGCUAGUUUGUGAGGAUAAGAAUACCCCCUACGUUUAUGUUAGAAGUAAGAUGGCGUUAGGUAGAGCAUGCGGAAUUUCAAGAUCCGUUAUAGCUACAUCCAUAACAACAAAAGACGGUUCUCCAUUGGAAACACAAAUAACCGAAUUAAAAGAUUUAAUUGAGCAAAUGUUAAUAUAA
This is a messenger RNA of Plasmodium malariae, 435 nucleotides long. Its product is annotated as splicing factor, putative. Lineage: Eukaryota; Apicomplexa; Aconoidasida; Haemosporida; Plasmodiidae. Gene Ontology annotation, cellular component: U4/U6 x U5 tri-snRNP complex; precatalytic spliceosome; nucleolus. The transcript is spliced from 3 exons. The record is from RefSeq and is a predicted model, not a curated record. Gene Ontology annotation, molecular function: RNA binding. The coding region runs from base 1 to 435 and encodes 144 amino acids. Gene Ontology annotation, biological process: mRNA splicing, via spliceosome; maturation of SSU-rRNA.